GCGUCUGCUUCAGCCCUCGCCGAGGCCGUCGCGUGGAUUCUCUGGUCCUUCGCCCUAACGCGCUACAGAGGUGUCCUCGCAUUCGGAAGGCAACAGAGGUCCUCUCGCCGUCAGAAAGAAGUCCCAUCACCUGUGCAAUCUCCUUGAAACAAACUAAGACCAGAGGGAUGAUCGUACUUGACCUUUGAAGAUCAAGACUAAAUUGAAAUUAAAAAUGUUUUUCAGGGAAGAACGAAGCUCGACUUAUACUUUUCUAAUCAUUUGCUUUCUGACACUGAGGCUGUCCACCAGUCAGAAUUGCCCCACGAAGAGUCUAGAAGAUGUUGUCAUUGACAUCCAGUCAUCUCUUUCUAAGGGAAUCAGAGGCAAUGAGCCCAUACACACAUUAACUCAAGAAGACUGCGUUAAUUUUUGCUGUUCCACAAAAAACAUAUCAGGGGACAAAGCAUGUAACCUGAUGAUCUUCGACACUCGAAAGACAACUAGGCAACCCAACUGCUACCUAUUUUUCUGUCCCAGUGAGGAAGCCUGUCCACUGAAACCUGCAAAGGGACUUAAGAGUUACUGGAUAAUUAGAGAUUUUGCCCCUUUGACCAGAACUGACUUGCCACAUCAAGAGCUAGCCCAAGAUUCUCUCUCACAUGGCCAGCCUUCACAAGCAGUCACUCCCAUACCCUCUCAUCUGACAGGUCAUUCAAAGCCCACUGGUACCUUCUGGAAAGAUGCACUUUCUCAGAAGUUUGGGUCCUCAGAUCACUUGGAGAAACUAUUCAAGAUUGAUCAAACGAGUACACAGUUUCCUGUUUACAAAGAAAAAGGCCAGUCGCAGAGUUCAGAGUUUUCCGCAAAACAAAAAAUAGUUCAUCUGCUGCUUGAAAAUGUGACUCCAUUCCCAAUUACAGCGGCUGCUGUUUCUCCACGUACCGUUACUCCAAAGCCCGCAGUUCUCCAGCCCACCAUCCCUUCCGUGAUACCUGCUCUAACUUCUCAACCACAGGUGGCCACCACACCUCUGCCUGUUACAACCAUUACUUCUAAGCCUACAACCCUUGUUUCUACAAACUUUACUCAAGCUCACCAAGCUAGCAUGACUACCACAGCAGUUCCAACUACCACCUUUCAGGCACCUAAAGACUUGAAAGUCACCUCAGAAGUGGUGCCUUCUAGAGAAAUCUCUAACCUAACUUUGAACAUAGGCGAUGCACAGAACUUUGCUACACUUCCUCAAUCAAACGUGGAUUCCUUUACUACAGAUAAAACUGCUACUGAGGAAAAUGGGAAGGCCAAUCCAGGCAGCUCCUCACAGAGCAACGUUCCACGAAGUCAAUAUGGCUUUCCCUUUGAAAAGUGGCUCCUCAUUGGGACCCUGCUCUUUGGUGUCCUGUUCCUGAUGAUAGGCCUUGUCCUCUUGGGUAGAAUGCUCUCAGAAUCCCUCCACAGGAAACGUUACUCACGACUAGAUUAUUUGAUCAAUGGGAUCUACGUGGACAUCUAAGGAUGAACCUAGGUGUCUCUUAACUCAUUUAGUAACUUGUAGCACAAAUACAUCCUUUCUGCUAACUCCUGGAUCUUAGCAGGAGGCUGCGUUUUGAAGGCAGGAAAAUUUCCCCUACUACUUCUUUUUGUUUAUUUUUCAGGGACGAGGGGAAAAAGAAUUAAAUUAGGUAAUAUGGAUGAUCUGUCUGUAAAUAUUAGCUGAAAACAAAGUUCUACCUGAAGUAAUAAAUUGCGAUUGAAAAUGAAAAACUCAACUGGCCAUAUGCAAGGGAAGACGGUUAUGAUUCCUAGGUUCGUUAAUAUUUCUGGUUCCAGCAAAAAUCAACUGUUGAUGACACUGCUUCUAAUGGAUUCACUUUCCUUUUAUAUGAAUCCCAAUAAAACUUAUUCCAGAUG
Molecule: messenger RNA, 1893 nt
Organism: Loxodonta africana (African savanna elephant)
Lineage: Eukaryota; Metazoa; Chordata; Mammalia; Proboscidea; Elephantidae
Gene: MANSC1
Product: MANSC domain containing 1
Exons: 4
Coding region: 215-1495 (426 amino acids)
Source: RefSeq, a predicted model, not a curated record